Molecule: messenger RNA, 1461 nt
Organism: Aspergillus terreus NIH2624
Lineage: Eukaryota; Fungi; Ascomycota; Eurotiomycetes; Eurotiales; Aspergillaceae
Product: sugar porter family MFS transporter
Exons: 6
Coding region: 1-1461 (486 amino acids)
Biological process (GO): transmembrane transport; carbohydrate transport
Cellular component (GO): membrane
Molecular function (GO): carbohydrate:proton symporter activity
Source: RefSeq, a predicted model, not a curated record
AUGAAAGGUCUCGAUCUUUCCAACCGCCUCUCAGGGAGAUGGCUUCUCGCCUUCAUCACUAUAGCCAAUGCAUGCUCAAUGGCCUGGUUUGGCUACGACCAAGGCGUCUUUUCCGGCGUCCUCAUCUCGGCGGACUUUAAGAAACACUUCCCCGAGACCAAAAACGCGAACACCUCCGGCAUAACGUCUAGCUGUUUCUCCUUGGGCGCGUUCUUUGGCGCCCUUUGUGCUUUUACAUUCGGCGACAAACUAGGUCGCAAAAAGACCAUUAUUCUAGGCCUAUCCUGCAACGUUGUCGGCGCGGUCCUACAGAUCGCCUCAUGGCAUUUGCCACAGAUGAUCGUGGGCCGGAUCAUCAACGGUUUCGGGAUGGGGUUGACCUCGUCAACGUGUCCCGUCUACCAGGCCGAAUGCUCUAGUCCGCGUUCGCGGGGAAAGCUCGUCGUCGUCGGGUCGAUGUCCAACACGGCGGCGUUCUGUCUUGCGAGCUGGAUGAACUACGGUCUGUAUUUCCAGGGGAGCGCUCUGCAGUGGCGAUUCCCGCUUGGGUUUCAGCUCGUCUUCCCUGUGGUCGUUGCGACCGCCCUGCUGUUUGUCCCCGACUCGCCGCGAUGGCUGUUACUUCAGGAUCGGCCGGAUGAAGCACUGCAGGUUAUUGCGCGGCUUGCUGGACCGAAUGUGGGUAUCGAUGAUCCAGACGUGACCAAGCAGUUUCUGUCGAUCCAGUCUGUCUUGCAGAUGGAGCGCCAGGAUCGCGUCCCCAUUACUGAUGUGCUCCGGUGUCGGGAUAAGACACAGACCCUGCGGCGCCUGCUUCUCUCCUGUGGGACACAGUUCAUGCAACAGUUCUCGGGGGUCAACGCGCUCGGGUACUAUCUACCCACGCUACUUCAGCAGAGCGUCGGGCUUGAUGAAGAAGAAAGCCGAUUACUGACCGGUGUGAAUGGCACGAUCUACCUUUUAGCCGCCAUGUGUUGCUUGCUCAUCAUUGACCGGUUUGGUCGGAGGAAGAUGAUGCUUUACGGGUCUGUCACCAUGGGAUCGUGCUAUCUGAUUGCAGCGAUCUGCCUGAAGACUGCUGAGAGUGAUGUCUCGCGGGAGAAACUGCUUGGCCGCGUCACGACUGCCAUGUUCUUCCUCUACUACUUCUUCUACGGAACCAGCUUCGCAAAAGUGCCCUGGGUUUACAACUCUGAAGUCAACUCACUCGGCUGGCGAACGCGAGGUGCCGCCGCCGCUACGGCAACGAAUUGGAUGGGCGGGUUCAUCGUCACGCAGUUUACUAAGGUUGGGGUGGAUAACUUGCACUGGAGGUUUUACCUGAUGUUCGCAAUCAUUGUCUGGGCGUACUUCCCAGUCGUCUUUUGCUUGUAUCCGGAGACUUCUCGCCGUACUCUUGAAGACAUGGAUGAGAUAUUCCUACGCAAUCGAUCAUUGAUUACGCAAUAUGCCCUCAAAUGA